AUGACAAUCGAAAGCAUCUUCCUCUACAAAGCCCUGCUGUGUGGCGUGAAGAGAGACAAAAGAGCGCCACAAACGCCACCGCAGUCAUCAAGGGACGCUCUUUUGUUUACCUGUGUGGGCUUGUUAGCGCACGGCUCCGUCACGCGCGCCUCUGCCUUUCUUCUGCAGCCUUUGCGUUUCUCAGCUGAUUUCAGGGUCCAGGCACUAAAGCGGUUGGGGUUGGCCUUGCUGGUGUGGCAUUGUCCCCAGCAGGCCCCGGAUGCUUCGGAGAACCGCUGGCCUUCAGACCGCCUGGAGGACCCGAACUCUGUUGCACACCAAGCAGAGGGAGAGUGUAAGGGAGAGGAGAAGGUGCACUGA
Messenger RNA from Knipowitschia caucasica, 360 nucleotides. The record is from the annotation of a GenBank genome assembly. Lineage: Eukaryota; Metazoa; Chordata; Actinopteri; Gobiiformes; Gobiidae.